AAUACAACAUAUCUAAUUGGACUAUCGAAUAGUAAAUAUGGGGCUGCACUGCAUGGUUAGCUUGAAGAUUUCGGAAACCAGUCAGAUCGCACAACCUUGAAUUCUUAGUCCCCCGCUAUGAAAACAACCUUUUUUUUUUCUUCUUUCCCCGGUCCUCUUUAAAAACUGACGGUACUCCCCCAAUCCGCCUUAUUACUAUCGGUAUUCUUUAGAACCUCUAAACCUCCCUUCUUCCAAUUGAGUCUUCCUCUAAUUCUCCUGCCUCUUCUGGUUGGAACUAUCCACGUUGCCCUUAUGAACGGGCGCUCGUCAGUCUUCACAUCCCAGGAUUAUAUCUCUGACCACUUGUGGCGGGCUCUCUCCGCUUAAAGGAGGCCAUUGAAUAAUAUCUUUAGCUCGAACCUUUAAUUUACCACUUCAGAACAUCAUGUUCUCACGACUAGCCCUGAAGGCUGCGAAGCCUGCGGCAUUCGGUGCUGCUGGCCUCUCGGCACGGGCCCGAUUCCUCUCCACCACCGGCAACUUUGCGGCCCAGGCUAUCCAAGGUAGUACGGGCAGGCAGAUGCCUCAGACCUUAUCCCGGGCUACGAAACCUGCUUCCGGCAUGGAGGCUACACUCACUCUCCGAGAUGGGCCUAUUUUCCACGGAACGGCUUUCGGAGCUAAUUCUAACAUCUCUGGCGAGGCCGUCUUUACGACUUCUCUUGUCGGUUACCCGGAGUCGAUGACCGAUCCCUCGUACCGAGGCCAGAUUCUCGUCUUCACUCAGCCAUUGAUUGGAAACUACGGCGUUCCCUCUAACGAACGUGACCAGUGGAACCUGCUGAGACACUUCGAGUCUCCUCAUAUUCAGUGCGCAGGAAUUGUCGUUGCCGAUUUCGCCGAGAAAUACAGCCACUGGACCGCGGUGGAGAGUUUGGGUGACUGGUGUGCCCGAGAGGGUAUUCCAGCCAUCUCGGGUGUCGAUACUCGUGCCAUCGUCACUCACCUACGAGAGCAGGGUUCUUCCCUCGCCAGGAUCUCUGUUGGCGAUGAAUACGACGCAGACGAAGACGAAAGUUUCGUUGAUCCCGGCCAGAUUAACCUUGUGAAGCGGGUUAGCACCAAGGCCCCCUUUGUUGUGGAGGCCCACAACCCCAAGUAUCAUAUCGCGUUGCUUGACUGUGGUGUUAAGGAGAAUAUCCUCCGGAGCCUGGUGAGCCGUGGGGCUAGCGUAACGGUGUUCCCGUACGAUUUCAAGAUUCAGAAGGUCGCCGACAAUUUUGACGGUGUAUUCAUUUCCAACGGCCCUGGUGAUCCGACCCAUUGCCAAGCUACCGUACACAACCUCAACGUGCUGAUGGAAACCUCCCAAGUGCCCAUUAUGGGUAUCUGCUUGGGCCACCAGCUACUGGCUCUAGCCACUGGAGCCCGAACCAUCAAGCUGAAGUAUGGUAACCGGGCACACAACAUCCCGGCUCUAGAUAUGACAACCGGGCAGUGCCACAUCACCAGCCAGAACCACGGCUAUGCUGUCGAUGCUAGCACGCUGGGUAGCGAAUGGAAGGAGUAUUUCGUUAACCUUAACGACGGUAGUAAUGAAGGUAUGCGCCACGUCUCCCGACCAAUCUUCUCAACCCAAUUCCAUCCCGAGGCCAGGGGUGGCCCUAUGGAUAGCUCCUACCUCUUCGACAAGUACAUUGAAGAUGUGAUGGCCUUCAAGGCGUGCCAGGCUGUCUACAAGGAUAACAGGCCGUCCCAGUUCAUGUUGGACAUUCUAAGCAAGGAACGCGUUGGUGUUCAACCGGAGCCUCUAGCUAGCGCUGCUUAGAGAGCCCGUUUUUGGUAGGGGUAUACAUGGGUAUACAUGAGUAUUUUUUUGAUCUAUUAGGGACCGAUUGGGACAGGAUUGUGUCAUAAGGGAGUUUAUGUAUUUCAAACCAAGAAAAAAAUAAAAUAGCGAAAUGCAUUGUACUUGAUUCAUUCAUAUAUAUUUUUGUCAUGAGUGAGUGUGUAGAAUAGAGUAAUCGAAA
Molecule: messenger RNA, 2012 nt
Organism: Daldinia loculata
Lineage: Eukaryota; Fungi; Ascomycota; Sordariomycetes; Xylariales; Hypoxylaceae
Product: small subunit of carbamoyl phosphate synthase
Exons: 5
Coding region: 428-1810 (460 amino acids)
Biological process (GO): L-glutamine metabolic process; 'de novo' pyrimidine nucleobase biosynthetic process; L-arginine biosynthetic process
Cellular component (GO): cytoplasm; carbamoyl-phosphate synthase complex
Molecular function (GO): carbamoyl-phosphate synthase (glutamine-hydrolyzing) activity
Source: RefSeq, a predicted model, not a curated record